Prunus avium (sweet cherry) is the source of this 824-nucleotide messenger RNA. Lineage: Eukaryota; Viridiplantae; Streptophyta; Magnoliopsida; Rosales; Rosaceae. The record is from RefSeq and is a predicted model, not a curated record.
AAGGGUUAUUCAGUUUCUUUUACACACACUCUCUCUCUCUCUCUCUUUCUCAAAUCCAAACUACGCAGCGCUCUCUCUCCGUCUCCCUCUGCAACAAAUGGCGACCGCCAUGAAAAAGGUCGAGAAGAUCCGCCAGAUAGUCCGGCUAAAACAACUCGUGAUGCGCUGGAAGCUAACGAGCCUCCGCCGCCGCUCCGUCCUCUCCUACGACGACUCGGGCCCCUUCCCGUCCGGUUCGAACCGGCGCAUCCCCGCCGGUUUUCUAGCGGUCUACGUCGGAGCGGAGCGAAUCCGGUUCGUGAUCCAGGCCCGGUUCGUGAACCUCCCGGUGUUCGUCGGAUUACUAAAAAAGGCCGAGGAAGAGUUCGGGUUCGGGUGCAGCGGAGGCCUCGUGUUGCCUUGCGAGGUUGGGUUUUUCAAAGAGAUCUUGAGAUUUCUCGAGAGGGAUGAGAGCAAGUUUGGACGGCUGGGAUUGGAAGAGUUCUUGAAGAUGGUUUCUGAAGUGGGUUUUGAUUCUUGCAAGGAAUUGGCGUCCAAUGCUGCUGCUAAUUCCUCUUGCCAUGCCUUCACUCCUCUGUUGCAGAAAGCAAGGGGCUGAGGUGAAGUGUUCUAGAUCUUCUCAGCAAUGUUAGGUUCUAAAUCUGAACAUCUCUAAUGCCUUUGGUUUUUUUGGGAAAAGGUUUUUAGCUAUGCUUCCAAUUAAUAGUGAUUAGGAAAUUGUAUAUGGUGGUGGGCACUGGGCAGCCAAAAUGUGAUGCCAUCCUUGAAAACCCAUCUUGAAAUUGUAGUACUUGCUUUGAGGGGGAUUUCAAUGAGAUGUAGUU